AUGGAAUCGAUCCCCAGCCAGCUCUCAGCGGGACGAGACUCCAACUCUUCCCCUGCGUUGAAGCAGGACGCGCAGAGCUUCUCCAGCAGCAACUCCCUCAAACCCAACCAAGUCAGCGAGACCUCGCUCUACGGGGUCCCCAUCGUGUCCUUAGUCAUAGAUGGACAGGAGAGACUUUGCCUGGCGCAGAUAUCAAACACGCUGCUGAAGAACUACAGCUACAACGAGAUCCACAACCGUCGAGUCGCGCUGGGCAUCACCUGUGUCCAGUGCACGCCGGUCCAGCUGGAGAUCCUGAGGCGUGCGGGCGCGAUGCCGAUCUCCUCCAGGCGCUGCGGUAUGAUUACCAAGCGUGAAGCCGAGCGGCUGUGCAAGUCCUUUCUGGGUGCACACAACCCACCCAAACUACCGGAGAAUUUCGCGUUCGACGUCUCUCAUGAAUGCGCCUGGGGCAGCAGGGGCAGUUUUAUACCCGCUAGAUAUAACAGUUCAAGGGCUAAAUGUAUUAAAUGCACCUUUUGCAACAUGUAUUUUUCCCCAAAUAAAUUUAUAUUCCAUUCCCAUCGCACGCCCGAGUCCAAGUACACCCAACCAGAUGCAGCCAACUUUAAUUCAUGGAGACGACACCUCAAACUGACCGACAAAAACUCCUCUGACGACAUUAAUCACGCGUGGGAAGAUGUUAAAGCCAUGUUUAAUGGUGGGAGCCGAAAGAGGACAUUACCUAUGAACGGCUCGGACAUGUCCUCUCCCAUGAAAUCACAGAACUCGUCUAAUCACACACAAAGAGGUUCCCCCGAGGUCGGCCACAAAAGCUUGAGGUGUGACGAGGACAGAGGGACCAGCCUGAGCCUGUCGACCGCCCCACGGAACUAUCCAAUCAUCCCAGUCCCAAGUAAGGGCUUUGGGAUGCUCCAAAAACUUCCCCCGCCUCUGUUUCCCCACCCCUAUGGAUUCCCUGGGUUCGGAUUGUGUCAAAAGAAGGAUGAUGGUUUGACAGACUCGAACAAAGCCAACGUCCCGGCUGUCUUUUGGCCAAGCGCGAAGGAUAGUAUCUAUCCCACUUUCCCGAUGUUUUGGCCCACAGCUGGCGGCCUACCACUCCCACCUUACCAACAGUCACCCCCCAAGCCCCCGACAGAGCUCUUUGGCGUCAGACAGAAUGACCUCGAGGCUUCUGACCAAAGUGACAGAUGCACAACCACCCCCAAUGACAGUUACCACGACAGCGAGCGCUCCCCUAGCGCUCAAUCAGCCCGCAACGACGAGGACAAGUCUGGGGACGAGACGGGACAUUCUUUCGAUGGCCCCACCAGCAAAAGGAAACUGAGCUACAUAUCGGCCUUCAGACCUGUGGUAAAAGAUGCUGAAGCCAUUGCCAAACUCUACGGCAACCGAGACACCUACAGCGGCGUGCGUUCCGGGUACCUGUCGCCAGACUUUGUCAGCGAGAGCUCAAGUUACAGGUCAAUAUCACCGGAUAGGGACAGUGUGGAUGACCCUGACGUGGACGUGGAGUCGAACCGGGGACACGAGGAUGAAGACGCUAUUCAAAUGUCGGCAGAGUGUCAGAGCUCCCCUGUACUUGACCUGGCCCACACUGAAUCCAAAGAAAACCAAGACACUGCUGCCCCUAGUUUGAGACCAGCAUCACCGGAGGAUGCCAGCGCAGCUUUAUCUGACGAAGAGAGGACGAGUGCGCAGGUUUCAGAAAACAAUAUUUCAACACAAGAUGAAGUGUACACCGAUGAAAAGGAUACGCACACGCUAGGCACACGCUUUUCGACGGAGUCGUCGUUGUUUGAAUCAAAACACUUAAAUUGCCUCAACGAAUCGAAUGUCCAAAACGCUUCGCCUAUCGACGUCAGCGUGCACGGAAAGGAUAUUGAAAACAUGGCUAAAGAGGAACUCCAGAAACAGCUCGUGGAACAAGUUGAGUUGAGAAAAAAAUUGGAGCGAGAAUUUCAAAAUUUAAAAGAUAACUUCCAGGACCAGAUGAAGCGGGAGCUCUCCUAUAGGGAAGAAAUGGUCCAACAGCUGCAGAUUGUUCGAGAUGCUGACCCUCCACCGCUGUACCGGAGCCUGCACCUCCAGCCCCCGUUAGCUGCCGCCCUGGCUGAGGGCACGCCGCGGUCGGCGCUCUUCAAGACGGCCAAGAGCAGAGGUCCACCUCAAGAGUUCAUCUACGUUCGCCUCCCAUCUGUAAGCCAUGGAUUACCCACCUACGGACAUGCGAUUAACUGGAGCACUUGA
Molecule: messenger RNA, 2253 nt
Organism: Gadus chalcogrammus (walleye pollock)
Lineage: Eukaryota; Metazoa; Chordata; Actinopteri; Gadiformes; Gadidae
Product: SKI family transcriptional corepressor 1 homolog-B-like
Exons: 6
Coding region: 1-2253 (750 amino acids)
Biological process (GO): negative regulation of transcription by RNA polymerase II; negative regulation of BMP signaling pathway
Cellular component (GO): nucleus; transcription regulator complex
Molecular function (GO): RNA polymerase II cis-regulatory region sequence-specific DNA binding; SMAD binding; DNA-binding transcription factor activity, RNA polymerase II-specific
Source: RefSeq, a predicted model, not a curated record